Messenger RNA from Sphenostylis stenocarpa, 1873 nucleotides. The record is from the annotation of a GenBank genome assembly. NCBI's taxonomy places the organism in Eukaryota, Viridiplantae, Streptophyta, Magnoliopsida, Fabales, Fabaceae.
AUGGUGCGGUUUGUGAUGUCUUCAAACACCAAACACGUCUCCAUGUUCUUCAUUUUUUUUAUGCUGGCUUUGAAUCGCUUCCAACACUUUGGAUCCAACGCUCAACUCAUACCACAAGAUGAAGUUGAAUUACUACAAGCAAUAUCAGACAAAGUAGAGAACUUGAAUUGGAAAGUUACAAAACGUUCCUGCGAUGGGGAUAGAGGGUUUGAUAACAGGAAGAUUUCAAGGGAUCAGGAUCAAAGCAUAAGGAAUGUCACGUGCAAAUGUUCUUUCAACAAUGGCACUGUUUGCCAUGUGACAUCCAUUGCACUCAAGGGUAUCAAUAUAACUGGACCUUUACCCGAUGAAUUUGGAAAUCUAACUCGACUGGAAAUACUGUCACUUCUGGGAAAUCGACUUACUGGUUCAAUUCCUUCAGAAAUUAGUCAUAUGACUAGUCUGCAAGAACUGAACUUGGAAGAUAAUCAACUUGAAGGCCCUCUUCCCCCGAGCCUUGGAAAAAUGAGCAACUUGCUGAAAUUACUUCUUUCUGCAAAUAAUUUCACAGGGACAAUACCAGAAGCAUAUGGCAAGCUAAAGAAUCUCAAUCAGUUUCGGAUAGACGGGAGCACUUUAUCUGGGAAGAUACCCAAUUUUAUUGGGAACUGGACCAAACUUGAUAGACUGGAUUUGCAGGGCACAUCCUUGGAAGGUCCAAUUCCUUCUGUCAUAUCUGAAUUGAUCUAUUUGACAGAUUUGAGAAUAUCUGAUUUGAAGGGACCAACCAUGACAUUUCCUAAGCUGCAGAAUUUGUCACUCUUGCAAAGACUGGAGUUGAGAAAUUGCUUAAUCACUGGUCAAAUUCCAGAUUACCUUGGACAAAUGCAAAAUUUAAAAUCUCUAGAUCUGAGCUCCAACAUGCUGACUGGUCCAAUCCCAGAUUCAAUUCAGGACCUGGGAAAAUUAAAUUACUUGUUUCUGACUAACAAUUCUCUAAGUGGACGAAUUCCUGGGUGGAUACAAAACUUGAAACAGAAUAUUGAUUUAUCUUUGAACAAUUUUAGUGAGAGUUUUUCAAAUGAUUGCCAGAUCUUGGAUGUGAAUUUAGCUUCCAGCCUCUCUCCCUUAGCAAACACUUCAAUGUCUUGUUUGAAGAUGGGCCAACCUUGUUCAGGAAAACCUCGGUUUCAUUCACUGUUCAUAAACUGUGGAGGACCUGAAACAGAGUUUGAGGACAAUGAAUAUGAAGCCGACCUCAAUUUACGUGGCAUAUCAAACUAUGUUCGUAGUGAUAGUGGCAAAUGGGCAUAUAGCAGCACUGGAGUAUAUCUAGGAAGGGAGAAGGCUGAUUAUGUAGCAACAAAUCAGUUUAAUCUGAAUAUUAAUGGCUCUGACUACUACCAAACAGCCCGCAUGGCUCCUCUCUAUCUUACUUAUUAUGGCCUUUGUAUGCUGAAUGGCAAUUACAAAGUGAAACUUCAUUUUUCUGAGAUAACAUUCUCUGAUGAAAAUUCUUUUGCAAGCCUUGGAAAGCGUGUAUUUGAUGUUUCAAUUCAGGGUUUUAAAUAUUUGAAAGAUUUUAACAUUGUUGAAGAAGCUGGUGGAGUUGGUAAGGGAAUCACUAGGGAGUUUAAUGUUAAUGUUACGGACAACACCUUGCAAAUCCACUUAUCCUGGGCAGGGAAAGGAACUAAUGCCAUUCCUGUAAGAGGUAUUUAUGGACCUCUUAUAUCUGCUAUCUCUGUGACCCCAAAUUUUAAAGUUCCUUCAAAUGGGCUGCCUACUGGAGCAAUUGCUGGAAUUGUGGUUGGGAUAUGUGUGUUUGUCAUAUUGAUACUCUUGGCACUUUGGAAGCUGGGUUUUCUAUGUGGGAAAGAUGAAACAGACCAAG